Molecule: messenger RNA, 3891 nt
Organism: Cryptococcus wingfieldii CBS 7118
Lineage: Eukaryota; Fungi; Basidiomycota; Tremellomycetes; Tremellales; Cryptococcaceae
Exons: 7
Coding region: 1-3891 (1296 amino acids)
Source: RefSeq, a predicted model, not a curated record
AUGAACCCUCCCCAAGCCCCUGGGCAGAACUACAUUCCACUCCCCACCCCAAACUUAGCCCCCGCCGGGCCUAUCGUAUACGAUGAAGGAUCCAUGUACGGGUCCCUCUCUUCAGGCGAGUACGAAGCCUACAAACGGCGGCACGCCAACUAUAAAGACUGGCGGCAAGAAUUGCCCGUCAAGAAGAUCCGUCCCGAGCUCGGCAGUGGGACGGGGAGCUCGCAGAGCUUUGGGAGGCAGGUUGGGGUUGGAAGUGCGGAUUGGACGUGGAGAGGGGGCAGUGACAGUGAUACGGGGACGGUGCCGACGACUGUCGUGCACAGGCUGAGGAGGGAGAGAGAUCAGGUUUUGGAGGCACAGGGGAUGAAGUAUGAUGAGCCGCCUCCGCCACCAGCACAGGUCAUCAGACAGCUUGAGCAUCAGAGGUUUGUCCCUGUUCCACCUGCCGAGAAUCGGCCACAGCCUUCGCAAUCAACCCAAGCACCACCUCAACGUCCACGACCUCCUACUCGACAAGUCUCUUUCAGGCAAGAGAUCUCUCCCAUCAUUGCCCAUCCUACCCCCGUCCCCAUUCAGACCCUUCCCCCUGCCCCUGCUCCUGCUCUUGCCCGGUCCUCGUCAAAACAGUACUCCAUCUCCGGGCCAAGCCAGACUACCCGAAAGACAUCCGACCUCGCCGCCGGCCCAGCCUUUACCCCUUCUCCAACCGCGUCGGAUACGCAUGCUGAGAGAGAAGCGUAUAUUAGAAGCGCUACGGAUCUGCCGUUGGAGAUGCUUGUCGAAACGCAAAAUGGGGGGACGGGCAGACAUCCUUCUGUACCUGCGAACAGCCGGGGUGGUAUCUCGAAGAAAGGCUCGAGUCGUUCGACCGGGUCGGGGUCAGGGUGUUUGAGGAGGGGAGAGGAUGGAGGGAGGAGUUUGGGAAGCGCUGGUGCGAGGUUGGAGAGGGGUGGGAGGGACGAUCUUGGAAGCAAUGGGAGUCGAGUGUCUCUCAACGAGAGCAAGACAGAUGCGAGAAGUCUGGGUAGCGCAGGGGGUCGGGUAGAGCGUUCGGCUACAGAUGGCGCGAAGGCAAGGAGUUCGGCGAGCCAGAGGGAGCAUCAAUAUCAAGGGUCGAACUUUCUACCUGUCCCCGGUGCUGCACCUACAACUAACGCCGUCCCCUCCGAAGCUACCAUCCACAAAGCCGCCCGUCACCCUCUUCCCUCCUCAAAGCCGCCCAGCAACAACACCGUCCCAUCUGUCCCGAAUGGAGUCAAGAUUACAAGGAGUCGAGAAACGACGCUCCUCCAACCGCCUAUAGGCAGGCAAGAAGAUAUCAAGGUGCCGAUCUCAGUCAAAACAGCCGCCGGUAGUACAUUACCUCCUUCCAAACCGUCCACACAGGGUACCAUAGCCCAAGCUACCCGAGCGCCUCUUCCGUCUAGUACUCUGCCUCUAGCACCAAGUAGUCGGCAGCCUACCGUCCCUAACGCUCCCACUGCCCCGAGGACAGAAGAUCUCGCUGCUCCGGCUUUCAUGAACCCUUCUCAGGUGUCUCUACCGCAUUCGACCACAAAGAUGUCGGCGCCGACGCAUAGGCAGCAGAUGCCUUUACCGCGCCCGGCGUUGACGCCUAGGACGUCUUAUGAUACUAUCGGUGCGGGGUAUCAGAAUGGGACUGGGAGCGGGAGGAGGGCGGAGAGUUUGGUGGCGAGGUUUGAGAAAGGGUUGGCGAGUCCGGACAAUGGGAUUAGAGUGAUGGGUACACCCAAGAGUAGUCAGGUGAAUAUCUCAACCGAAACUCCUCCCGAUAGAGCAUCGAGUUUGAAGCCGACGCAUCAGCCUUCUCAGCGCUCUGUCCGGUCCGGGCAAAGUCUUGCACCUCCGCCGCAAAAUGGACAUGGGGCAGGAGGAAGUCAUUCAAGUCUUUUGCUGCCUAUGGCCCCCGAGGGUACGCCUGAUGGGUCUCAGAUGCCGCUGCAACCUGCGCUAAAUCGACAACCAAGUCAUUCGUCGAAUCGGAAUCCGCCGAGUCACGGACCCGGUCCCGUACCAGACCCUCGCUCAAGCCAGACGUUUCUGGCGCCCAAAGAAGCGACAGACUACCGGACGCCCGGCCCGAGAGAAGGCCAUGACUUUGGCCACCAUCCUCAACCAGCAGUAUCGCAACCCUGGAACCAACGCUUCUCUACAGAGCCCGCACCUAUAUUUGCUGAGCAAUACUUAGACGUGCCUUCUCCUACGUACUUGGAUGGUCACGGGGACAGUCCUGAUGUCGUCUUUCUACCCUCGGGUGCGCCUUCGAGCUCGUUGAGGUCUGAUGAAGAGCAGGUGGCGAUUGAAGUACCACCGGGCUCCAAGCGACGCCUCAGAGUGACUCUCAAAUGGCUGAAAGACCCGCAUGGGAGUAGACGGCAGAGUGGGUUGGAGGUUGUGAAUGAGAGUCCGAGAAGUGAUAGGCCACCGGCUGUGCCGCCGAAAGAAGGGCUGUUUCGACAAAGUAGUCGGGCGAGCCAUCGUCAGAAUGGACAGCCUUUACACGAUACGUCAUUCUUGAACGGGUCUCCUCUCCCUCCCGAGCACGAGAGUCUGGAUUCCCAUCGCCCCCGCCACGAGCAGCUACCUGUUGAUGCUGAUUACCCGCAUCAAUCGGCAAAACAGCCUUACGCUUCGCAUGUCCAAGAGAACGUCUACCACGAUCCCAACAAUAACACUUCUUUCAACAAUGUGAAUAACACAUAUCAACCAGGUGCUACGCAAGCACAAGCCGAACAAGCAUACAACAUGCAAAUGCCUUUUGCGUUCAAUCAGCCGCAGGGAGCUUGGAAUUACCGGGCGGCACAGGGAGGUGGUGUGGGGGCGGAGGACGAUGUCAAUCCCGACAGGCAGAGUAUCGACCCCUCGGAGGAUGGAAGCCCGAGGAUGGGGAAUACGGGAAUGCCGUAUAUGAUGGGUAGGAUGGCGUAUCCUCAGCCGCAGCAGCAGGAGGGACUUUGGGGGCAGCAGCAAGGAGUUCGGCCUCAGCGGUCAGGUUUCUUUCAACUGUUCAGAAGGAACUCUACUCCCCGAGGUCAAGGUGUACUGAGAGAGGGCUGGGAUGAUGAUGGCAAUUCGAUCAAUCGCUGGAAGAGGAACGUCCCUCUAGGACGGGCACCUACAGCAGCACCACUUCCUCGACCUACGAUCGCUCCUUCAUAUGCCCCUCGCAUGUUUGACAGGCCGCUUGCGUCGCCUGCUCCUCCUCCCGAAUUCCAGCACGCCCGACAUGAGCCUUAUCAUUCCACCUUUCCUGCUCAACCCCCUUCUCGUUAUCCGAACGAUCAACAUCGUCCUCCAGCCUACCACCAACCGGGGAACGAAACGAAAGAUCAACGAGCCUACCCUUCUCCGCGGGCGCAGAACCAAGCAAAUUUGCGGGAGAAGGAGCGCCGAAAGGCUGAUAGGGAUGCGAGGAGACGGGAGAAGGAAGAGAUACGGUACAAUAAGCAGCUGAGAAGGGAUGAGCGGGAGAAACGAGGGUUGACAGGCAAGGAGGGUGGCCCCGGCGGGCGUAAGGGUGGCGUGGAAGGGAGGGGUAGGACGGUGCCGAUGGUCGGGGACUGGGUGUCGAAAGUGAAGCAGGAUAGCGACAAAAUCCAGCAGCCUGGUCGCUCUGGAACCUUCACAGACUACAUUCCCUGGCGUAGAAAUGGUCACGCGUCCAACGAAAACAACGCUGCCCGACUCCGUCGAAACCCAAGCGCGCCGAGGAAAGCUGAAGAUGUAUUGGGGACCAAGAAGAGCAAAACUGGGAGUGGUUCUGGAAGUGGAGGGGCGAUGGAGAUGUUGAAGAAGGGAUUGUCGCUGGGGAAGCAGAGCGAGGAGAAGUUGAACGGAAAGACCAGGCCCCAAGAGAGAGGAAAGAAGUGA